Rhinichthys klamathensis goyatoka is the source of this 1675-nucleotide messenger RNA. RefSeq names its product C-type lectin domain containing 11A (gene clec11a). The transcript has 4 exons. The record is from RefSeq and is a predicted model, not a curated record. Lineage: Eukaryota; Metazoa; Chordata; Actinopteri; Cypriniformes; Leuciscidae. Bases 617 to 1429 code for a protein of 270 amino acids.
CCAAAGUCUCCUCAAGAGGAAGAGAGAAAGAAAGUGUCUUGUUUAGAGGACGAAAAGCCCAAAUUCCUUCCAUGUGUGGAGACAGAACUCAGCUGGUAAUGAGACGUUCAUCAUUUUCCUGUCAUUCGGCCACCGUUGACUUCAACAGAACAACAUGUUCCCAAAGGACAAAGGUACUGACAAAUGUGUUUGUAAAAAAAGUGUAGUCUUAAGCAAGAAAAUGAAUGUUUAGUUAAAUGUUUAUGCAAGGGAGAACAGAGCUGAGUCAGUAAAACUGCCAUGUUAGCACAAAGAAUAGAAGUGGGAGGAAUGUGUUUGGGUAAAAACGCUCAGGAUGAAGCAGCUGAAAGAAAGAAAGAAAGAAAAGGGAAACUUUCAGACAAGGUGAAAGGAGGAGGAGAAGUGUCCGACAGCUGCAGAGAGGGAGGAGGCUAAAACAAAACAGAGCUGUAAAGAGGUGAGCGAGAGAAGGUUGAAAGCAAUGUGAGCAGAGAGAAGGUUGCUGUUGAAUGAACAUCAGGAGGGCUGAACAUCUGGGUCUGUAUAUAUACAAAAAGACAGAGAGCUGGCUAAAAAGAAGAAAGUGAUUUAUGAAGUGAAGUGAUUUGAAGUGGAGAUGAUUCCGACCGUGAUUCUGGCGGCUGUAGUGGGCUUCAGCGCUCUGUCCUCCUACGACUCUGCCGACAGCACCACCAGAUCGCCCGCCACAACAGCUGAUCUGACCCAGGCGAGAGAGUUCAAUGAGGAGACGGUUAGAGGGCGAGGGGACACUCCUGACAUCAUCGAACCUGAACCCACCACUGCCGUCUCCGACAUGGAGAGCACUUACAACUACAUAUUGUCUAGACUGGCAGCGAUGGAUCAGGCCAUCCACAGGCUUAAUGUGGGACAUUACACAUUGGACGUUAAAGUGACACAACUGCUGGAAAGAGUGUCACGUCUUGACAAUAGACUAGGUGACAAUGAGGAUGCCAUUCAACAGGUCUCGUCCUACUGCAAGGACAACCGCAAAGAGAUUGGACGACUAGAGGGCUGUCAGAAAGGCCGUAAAAUGGGUUACAAAUGCGUUUUGGCAUAUCGUGUGUAUGAGACCUACGCAGACGCAUCCCAGAAGUGUCAGGAGCGGGGAGGACGAAUGGCUAUGCCACGAGAUCGCAAGGAGCAGGAAGCUUUGGCUGAAUAUGUGAAAUCAGUUUUCCAUGGAAACUGGCCUGUGUGGCUUGGGAUUAACGACCAGCGCUCCGAAGGCCUCUACCUAUUUGAGGACACAACCCGUGUCACUUACUUCCAAUGGAGGAAGCACUUCCUGUCAAGCCAGCCAGAUGGUGGGAAACGAGAGAACUGUGUAGCCAUGUCCUCAGAUGAUGGAGACUGGUGGGACACCUACUGUGACAGACGCAUGUAUUAUCUGUGCGAAUUUGACGUUUGACCUUGAUCAAUUCCUAUACGGUCCAGCUCUCUUCUAAUUGAUUUUGUAUAUAUAUAUAUAUCAAGAGCACCUAUUCACUGUUUAAAAAAAAACUGGAGAAUUAUGCACAUGUAGAAUUAAGGCCAGUGAAUUUAGAGAUCCCAUGAAAUGUUUUGAUAAAUGCAUUUCCUAUUGAAACAGGAUGUUGGAGCAGGACAUAUUAGGGCUUAGCCCCUUAUUCUCAUUGAAGCCCAAAGUGAUUCCAUU